This is a messenger RNA of Medioppia subpectinata, 930 nucleotides long. The record is from the annotation of a GenBank genome assembly. Lineage: Eukaryota; Metazoa; Arthropoda; Arachnida; Sarcoptiformes; Oppiidae.
AUGGGCAAAAACCUGACCAUAUUGUUUGCUCCAGUGCCUGGUGUGGGACACGUGAAUGCGUGCAUAGGUUUGGCUGAAGUACUGCUGAGUCGGGGCCACAAAAUUGUCUUCGCUGUCGACCAGUCAUUUGCGGGAAAGUUAUUGCCGUUUGGUUUUAUUGAAGAGACCGUCACUUCCAAUGAGAUGAAGGGUGAGAAGGCCGGGGAAUACUCGGCCACAAGUAUACUGUCGUCAGGAGUGUUGUCCGGCGUAUCAACGCUGAAAAAGUUAAAAAUAAUGCAAAACCUGUCAAUAAUUGAGGUGUUUGUCGACGCUUUGCGUCAAAAUGAGCCCCAAAUGAAGGCAUUUGUGGCCAAACAUAAUCCGGACGUCAUUGUGAUCGACAACUUUGUCGGUUCGCCGGCACUGAUGUACGCGAACAGGCCGUGGGUUGGGGUCUGCAGUAUGAACCCACUCUUUGCCAUCGCCGACGACAGGACACCUCCGCCAGGUUCUGGUCUUUCAAUAAAUGGAAACAGAGAUGAAUGGAAAGCAUAUGAGGAAGACUCGGGUCAGAUGUUUGCAAAUGCGAAGAAUAAAUACAAUAAAUGGAUGAAAGAGAAAGGCUUACCGACUGUUGAGACUAAUAGUGCUUUAAUGCUUAAGUCUCCGUAUCUUAAUAUCUAUGGCUUUCCCGAAGAACUCGAUUACACAGAUCUCAGACCACUUCCAGAGAAGUGGUUAAGAGUCGACGCAUUUAUGAAAAUAGGAGAGAAACAAGAGUUUAAAAUUCCCGAUAAAUUCUUUGACAGAGAUAUAGAGAAAACUAUUCUCUCGAAAUCAAACCACAAAUUCAUUGUCUCGAAAGGACUUCUCGGAGACACAUAUGAAUUGGCGGACAAUAUGUGGGGCGAGAACUCAGUUCCGCAGACAAAAGUGUUGCCAUUAGUA